CGAGCCUCCAAAACCAAAACCCAAAGACCAACCUCCCUUUAUCUUCUUCUCUUUACUUUUAUUUUUUAUGUAUUUAAAUUUUUUAUUUUUUUCUGUACAAUUAUCUCGCAAUAAUCUCCUCGAUUAGGGAAUCGCCUGGUUCGAUUGUGUGACUCGAGAUCGGCCAAACCAAGCAGUGGGUGAAUGGAAACGAUGAGGUGCUUUUUCUUGUUCUUUUUUCUCUUGCAGAUAACUAAUAAAGAUGGAAUCUCACGAUGAAACUGGAUGCCAAACUCCAGACCGCCCUAUCCUUUGCGUUAACAACUGUGGAUUCUUUGGAAGGGCCGCUACAAUGAACAUGUGUUCUAAAUGUUACAAGGACACACUCCUAAAACAGGAGCAAGCCAAUUUUGCUGCUUCAUCCAUUGACAGCAUUGUGAAUGGCAGCAGUAGCAGCAUUGGCAUUGGCCCAGUCGUUGCAGGUGUUGUUGAUGUGCAAGCUGGACAAGUGGAGACAAGAGUUAUUUCAACAGAACCAUCCAUUGACUCGUCUUCGAGCAUGGUGUUUGAGGUGAAAGAAAAAGAGGGACCAAGCAGAUGCACUACUUGCCAAAAGCGUGUUGGUUUAACUGGCUUCAAUUGCAAAUGUGGAAACACCUUCUGUGCAAGUCAUCGUUAUUCUGACAAACAUGACUGUCCUUUUGAUUAUAGGACUGCUGGUCAAGAUGCUAUUGCAAAAGCCAAUCCUGUUGUCAAGGCAGAGAAACUUGAUAAGAUCUAGUACUCAUGGGCUGAACUGAAGAUUUGUGUAUUGAAAGAUGAUGGUACUCUUUCUUGGUUUCGUGUCUUGUUAGGUCUCCUAAUGGUAAAAAUGCUAAGUCAUGAUAAUGAGGACAUGAUUUUAUGGGAACUCUAUUCCUAGUUGGUGAAGUAUUCCUUUGCUGGCUCCAGUGUGUAAGUCUUUAUUAUUGUUGGUUUGAUGGAUGUCUUUGGAGCAAUGUUUCAGUAUGGUCUUCUGCUUCGUAUGCAUUUCUUUAUUGCAGUACAUGGAAAUAUGAAAAUUUCAGCCUUCGGUACAA
Prunus mume (Japanese apricot) is the source of this 1058-nucleotide messenger RNA. Lineage: Eukaryota; Viridiplantae; Streptophyta; Magnoliopsida; Rosales; Rosaceae. The record is from RefSeq and is a predicted model, not a curated record.